This is a messenger RNA of Pipistrellus nathusii (Nathusius's pipistrelle), 2235 nucleotides long. Lineage: Eukaryota; Metazoa; Chordata; Mammalia; Chiroptera; Vespertilionidae. The record is from the annotation of a GenBank genome assembly.
AUGGCGAAGAGGCAGGACAGCCCUGGUCCGGAGGUCCAGCCCAUGGACAAGCAGUUCCUGGUGUGCAGCAUCUGCCUGGAUCGGUACCGGUGCCCCAAGGUCCUGCCUUGCCUGCAUACCUUCUGUGAGAGAUGCCUCCAGAACUAUAUCCCUGCCCAGAGCCUGACGCUGUCCUGUCCAGUGUGCCGGCAGACGUCCAUCCUCCCUGAGCAGGGCGUCUCCGCGCUGCAGAACAACUUCUUCAUCAGCAGCCUCAUGGAGGCCAUGCAGCAGGCACCCGACGGGGCCCACGAUCCGGAGGACCCCCACCCCCUCAGUGCAGUGGCUGGCCGCCCCCUCUCCUGCCCCAACCAUGAAGGCAAGACGAUGGAGUUUUACUGUGAGGCCUGUGAGACGGCCAUGUGCGGCGAGUGCCGCGCAGGGGAGCACCGGGAGCACGGCACGGUGCUGCUGCGGGACGUGGUGGAGCAGCACAAGGCUGCCCUGCAGCGCCAGCUGGAGGCGGUGCGCGGCCGGCUGCCACAGCUGUCCGCGGCGAUCGCCUUGGUGGGGGGCAUCAGCCAGCAGCUGCAGGAACGCAAGGCAGAGGCCCUGGCGCAGAUCAGCGCUGCCUUCGAGGACUUGGAGCAAGCGCUGCAGCAGCGCAAGCAGGCGCUGGUCAAUGACCUGGAGGCCAUCUGUGGGGCGAAGCAGAAGGUGCUGCAGACCCAGCUGGACACACUGCGCCAGGGCCAGGAACACAUCGGCAGCAGCUGCAGCUUCGCGGAGCAGGCCCUGCGCCUGGGCUCGGCCCCGGAGGUGUUGCUGGUCCGCAAGCACAUGCGCGAGCGCCUGGCGGCCUUGGCGGCGCAGGCCUUCCCGGAGCGGCCGCACGAGAACGCGCAGCUGGAACUGGUCCUGGAGGUGGACGGGCUGCGGCGAUCGGUGCUCAACCUGGGCGCGCUGCUCACCACGAGCGCCACAGCGCACGAGACGGUGGCCACGGGCGAGGGCCUGCGCCAGGCGCUGGUGGGCCAGGCGGCCUCGCUCACCGUCACGACCAAAGACAAGGACGGGCGGCUGGUGCGCACCGGCAGCGCCGAGCUGCGGGCGGAGCUCACGGCGCCGGAUGGCACGCGCCUGCCCGUGCCCGUGGUGGACCACAAGAACGGCACGUACGAGCUGGUGUACACGGCGCGCGCCGAGGGCGAGCUGCUGCUCUCCGUGCUGCUCUACGGCCAGCCGGUGCGCGGCAGCCCCUUCCGCGUGCGCGCCCUGCGGCCCGGGGACCUGCCGCCUUCGCCCGACGACGUCAAGCGCCGCGUCAAGUCCCCCGGUGGCCCCGGCAGCCACGUGCGCCAGAAAGCGGUGCGGAGGCCCAGCUCCAUGUACAGCACCAGCGGCAAACGGAAGGACAACCCCAUCGAGGACGAGCUCGUGUUCCGAGUCGGCAGUCGUGGAAGGGAGAAAGGCGAAUUCACCAAUUUACAGGGAGUGUCCGCAGCUAGCAGUGGCCGCAUAGUGGUAGCAGACAGCAACAACCAGUGUAUUCAGGUUUUCUCCAAUGAAGGCCAGUUCAAGUUCCGUUUUGGGGUCCGAGGGCGCUCGCCUGGACAGCUGCAACGCCCCACAGGUGUGGCCGUGGACACCAAUGGAGACAUUAUCGUUGCAGACUAUGACAACCGUUGGGUCAGCAUCUUCUCCCCUGAGGGCAAGUUCAAGACCAAGAUUGGAGCUGGCCGCCUCAUGGGCCCCAAAGGGGUGGCUGUAGACCGUAACGGACAUAUCAUUGUGGUCGACAACAAGUCUUGCUGUGUCUUCACCUUCCAACCCAAUGGAAAGCUGGUUGGCCGUUUUGGGGGCCGUGGAGCCACUGACCGCCACUUCGCAGGGCCCCAUUUUGUGGCUGUGAACAACAAGAAUGAGAUUGUAGUGACGGAUUUCCAUAACCAUUCAGUGAAGGUGUACAGUGCCGACGGAGAGUUCCUCUUCAAGUUCGGCUCCCACGGUGAGGGCAACGGGCAGUUCAAUGCUCCCACGGGAGUGGCUGUGGACUCCAACGGGAACAUCAUCGUGGCUGACUGGGGCAACAGCCGCAUCCAGGUAUUCGACAGCUCUGGCUCCUUCCUGUCCUACAUCAACACGUCUGCAGAGCCACUGUACGGCCCGCAGGGCCUGGCACUGACCUCGGACGGCCACGUAGUGGUGGCCGAUGCCGGCAACCACUGCUUCAAGGCCUAUCGCUACCUCCAGUAG